Molecule: messenger RNA, 1183 nt
Organism: Olea europaea var. sylvestris
Lineage: Eukaryota; Viridiplantae; Streptophyta; Magnoliopsida; Lamiales; Oleaceae
Exons: 4
Coding region: 129-668 (179 amino acids)
Source: RefSeq, a predicted model, not a curated record
ACCCAUUUUUCACAAAAUCUUGCUUUUUAUAUCUUCUUCAAACUCACUCUACAUAAAAUUCUUGCCCAAAAAUUUGUUGAAAUUCUGUAUUCACACACCCGAAAAUAUAUAAAAUUGUGUCCAUAAGCAUGGCUUCCACUGGUAUUUUAGGUGUAUUCCCAAAUACCCUUUCUGUGUCUCUUCACUCGCCAAAAUGUUGCAGUAAUCUGAGCCCUUCUCAGUUUAUAUCUUCGAAAUCCCUUUUCAAAUUAAAGAAGCAAACUUUAAUUUCUGGUAUUCAAAUUAAGCAACUCAAGAAUCCCAAACUUCAGACUGCGCCCAUCAUUUAUGCCGCACAACCCAAUUUCUUGAAAGUUUUUCAAACAGUGUGGAAGGUCGGAAAGGAUGGAAUUGAAGCAGGAACUAGCUUUGUGCCUGAUUCUAUUCCAAGACCGAUUGCAAGGAUUUCCAUAACUGUAAUUGCUGUGACCUUGGCACUUUUUGUACUGAAGUCAUUCCUGUCUACAGCAUUCUUUGUUCUGGCUGUAAUGGGACUAAGUUAUUUCACAUUCAUAGCAUUGAAUAAGGAUGAAGGGCCAAAAGGGGGUGGUGGACCUGGUGGUGAAGGAACUACUUCUGUUGAAGACAGUUUAGAAGAAGCAAGAAGAAUUAUGGACAAGUACAAGUAAGGAAAUCUUGUUUUUCAAACGCCUUCUAGCUCCUGUGGUAAGGUAAGCAUGCGCAUUUUGCACCAAAGAGUCAAUUUUUAAUUUAGGGAUAGUCUUCAAUUCAGCAUUGGAUGGUUGCACAGGUAUGCACGAAUGAGACCGACUCGUGUUGAAACAAUGAGUUCUCAAAACAAUGCUGUAAGAGCACUAUAUGUCAUGAUUGUAUUGUACUAAUCCACGGCUAAACAGUUUAACCAAAGUCCAUAUAACUUUAGCCAUGAUUCUUUUGUGGGUCGAAGAUUUAGUAGUUUCUUAGACCGGGAAAGGGAAAAAGGGCAUAGUUUGGUUUCCGAAUCCGAGUUUCUGGUAUUUGUCAUCAGGUCAUUAGUGAUGAGUUUGCAGUCAUAACAUAAGGAGAAUGCCAGGAGCGUGAUAGUACUCAAACAAAGGAUACCUAAAUGCAUUUGUUUGAUUUGCAGUACUGUACGAAGGUGUCAACAUAAUUAUUUCAUUUAAUCACGUUCACUACUGUCAAA